Molecule: messenger RNA, 1388 nt
Organism: Paramecium sonneborni
Lineage: Eukaryota; Ciliophora; Oligohymenophorea; Peniculida; Parameciidae
Source: the annotation of a GenBank genome assembly
AUGAUUUAUGCUCUUAUUCUAGUCUAAUUCCAACUAUCCUUUACAAUUGAUGUUAUAUUUAAUGAAAAUUCAACAUGGAUAGGAGAGUUUAUAACCUCAUCUAAUAUUACUUAUUUAAUUACACCAAAUGGAAAUGGGUAGGUCCAAUACUAUUACUAUAUUUAAGUUUAACUAGAUUUCAUAAAUCCUAAAUUUAUGCUAUUAGCUCAAAAGUAACAACCGGUUUCAAAUCCCUUUUCUCCUUUCCUUAUAGAUGGAUAUAAUGUUGAUGCAACAAAGUAAAUAAUUCAUAUUUUUGUUAUAGUCAAUAUUAAAACUAACUUAUUAGAUUUCUCAAAAUAUCAUCUAUUAGUGAUAACAUUUAUAUUUCAACUAUUGGUAAUGUUGAAGGUCAAAAGUUCAAGAUUAAAAUUCUCAAAACUUAGAAUUCUAAAAUCUGCUAAAAUGAUUGCUCAGAAUAAGGAAUUUGUGAGGUAUUAUAAAAACUAUUUUAGGAACAAGGAUGCUAAUGUAAUUUAAAUUAUAUAGGAAUUGAUUGUAGUUACAAAGCUACUCCUAUAAUUGAUGGACAAUAUUUAAAAGAUAAUUUUAAUGGAGACAUAUACAUUGCUUUUUUAUAUUUAAAUAUUUCUAUGUAUUAAGGUAAGCAAUUGAUUCUAAAAUUUAAAGUAAUCUAUCACUUUUUAACAAUAGACAAAUCAUUACUAUGGCUUCUAAAUUCUAUUUUAUAAGACCUCUGCCAUCAUUUAUCCUAAAGAUGAAUUUAUCUAAAACCCAAAUUUAUGUGAUACAUUUCAAGUUAAUAAAUAUCAAGAUUUAGAAUUACUUCUUAUAAUACCUGAAUCUGUAAAAUAAAAUUAAAAUUUUAAUUUUGCAGUUAAAUCUAUUUAUCCUUACUUUUAAUUGCUAGAUUUAUUUAUUAAUUUAGAAGAGUACUCUUAAGAAGAUGAUGAUAAAUAUAAUUCUAUUAUAAUCAUCACUACAACUGUUAGUUCUUUUUGCUUUGUCCUACUUUUAGUUUUUUGUGGUUAUAAAUAUUACUCAAAAUAAUAACCACAAAUACCUAUAAACCCAGCAGCAUUGGAAAAUCGUCCUAUUGAAAAUUUCAAUCAAUAAAUUGAACUAUAAGAAAAUUAGUAGAAAAAUGGUUUAUUUUUACCUUGUUAAAAAGAAAUCAAUGCAGAAGAAUAUUGUUCUAUUUGCUUAGAAAAUUUUAAUUUACCAUAAAAUAUUAGAUAAACUAGAUGCCAGUAAAAUAUUUGUUUAUUUUUAGUCAUAAUUUUCAUGCAGAAUGUAUAAAUUUAUGGUUAGAAAAAGCCAAAAAUGAAUGUCCUAUAUGUAGAUAAUAACUUGAAAUUAAAUAAGAUCAUCAAGUAUUGAGGACUUGA